AUGGGCAACUCAUCCAGGAAGGGUGAGGAGGAGGAGGAAGAGCUAGAGGAGGAUGAGGAGAAAGGGAAAAUUGCCGAAAACAAGAAGAGAACGGAGGAAGAGGAGGUCGAGGAGGAGUUGCCCCAGGGAGUAGAAGAGUUGCUGGCGAGUGGAGAUCCCGUAUUGGAUUUGAGCUACCGUAAAUUCCGGCGCUUACCCUCUCGUGUCUGCGGGCUGAUGCACCUGGAGAAGCUCUACGUCUGCGGCAACAGUCUGCGUACUUUGCCGGAUAGCAUUUCCCAGCUGCAAGGCCUGCGGAUACUCGCUCUGGAUUUUAACAAGAUGGAGGAUGUUCCUCCGGCGGUAUGCCAGCUCAGUAACCUUACUCGUCUCUACCUGGGCAGCAACCGGCUGGUGAGUCUCCCACCUGAGUUGCGAAAUCUGCAGAGUUUACGCUGCCUGUGGGUGGAGAGCAACUACUUCCAGCGCUUCCCCCGGGAGCUGUACGACCUGCCCCAUCUCCGCUCCCUUCAAAUCGGGGACAAUCGUCUCAAAACGCUCCCUCCUGAUCUGGUGCGUAUGGAGGCCUUGAGGGGAUUGUGGCUGUAUGGGAAUCGCUUUGAGGUCUUCCCCCGAGUUCUGCUGAGCAUGGAGAACCUGGAGAUACUCGACUUGGACCGCAACAAGAUCACCGAGUUCCCCAGUCUGAAGCGGCUCCCUGCCCUGCGACUGUUCUCUUAUGACCACAACCCUGUUGAUGGCCCUCCCAAGGUGGGCGAGGAGGUGCUCUUGGUGGGGGAAGGGGCAGCGGAGUUCAUGCAGGCUCGAGACGACAGGAAGGAGAGACACCGAAAGGCUGCAGAGAAAGAGGCCGAAGAGUCAGCCCUGGCUGGGGAGGAGCCGGUCAUUCACGGCAUUUUAAAGAACAGCAACUCCAGCCCUGGCCGAAUGACACACGAGGCCAUGAUUUCUGUCGGACACAUGGCCGCUGCGGAUGAUGGACUCCAAGUGAAAGACGAGGAGGGGGAUCUCGAGAGAGCCAUCGCAGAGUAUGAUGGCGCUGAACUGGCGUAUGAUGAGGAGGGAAUCGAGUACGAGAGGGAGGAACUCAUAUGUGAGGGAGAAGGUUUGGAGUAUGAGGGAGAGGAACUGGAGUACGACAGGGCACAGAUGGACUAUGAGUAUGAGGAAGGGGAGAAACUGGAGGACGCAGUCCAACGAGAUGUUGAGCAGUGAUACCCCGCCUCCGACACCCCCUUUUAGCUCCCCCGUACAGACAAGGUUGAUGUGAAUAUCCGGGGCAA
Molecule: messenger RNA, 1283 nt
Organism: Lampris incognitus (smalleye Pacific opah)
Lineage: Eukaryota; Metazoa; Chordata; Actinopteri; Lampriformes; Lampridae
Product: leucine-rich repeat-containing protein 10B
Exons: 1
Coding region: 1-1215 (404 amino acids)
Molecular function (GO): protein binding
Source: RefSeq, a predicted model, not a curated record